Molecule: messenger RNA, 183 nt
Organism: Chironomus riparius
Lineage: Eukaryota; Metazoa; Arthropoda; Insecta; Diptera; Chironomidae
Source: the annotation of a GenBank genome assembly
AUGCAAUCCAAAAGUGACAGUAAAUUAAUCAAGGUAUCUAGUGAAUUAAAGAAUAAAUCAGAAAUAACAACAGUUAUAAAAGGGAAACAAAUUCCAUCAACAAAAGUUCCAACAAUAAUGGCAGUUCCUCAAUUCUUAUUUAUAUUGUGUAUUCGACGAUUUUCACAGAACGUACCUACAUAA